GUUAAAUCCUGUGCUUCCUUUUUGGCUUAUCUUCCAGCAAUAACAGGUUCAUUUUCUGGCUUUGACAGGAGGCAGUUGGUUUACUGGCUGGCCAUUGUGUAAGCAUCAACUGCACUGGAACUACAGUAGGAACAAGAAACAGGAAGAAACCAGUUGGUAAAACACAAUCAUAGGCUGGCAGGCAUUCGUGACUAUUUGUCACUCCUUCCAAAGAGGGGAAAAACAGCUGGUGGCAGACAUUCAGUGCCAUCAAGUAUCCAGAAAUAUCUUCUUUCUCCAUGCCAGGAUACUCAGAGUUUUACUUCAAUGUGGACCAUGGCUAUUUGGAGGGACUGGUCCGAGGGUUCAAGGCUGGGAUCUUGACAAGUGCGGACUAUGUCAAUUUAGCACAGUGUGAGACACUAGAAGAUCUGAAGUUACACCUCCAGACUACAGACUAUGGCAACUUCUUGGCUAACGAAACUGGCCCUCUCACUGUUUCCACCAUCGAUGAAAAACUGAAAACAAAACUACUCACAGAAUUUCAUUACUUUAGAAACCAUGCUUUUGAACCACUUGCCACUUUUCUGAAUUUUGUCACAUACAGCUAUAUGAUUGAUAAUGUAAUUCUUUUAAUAACUGGCACAUUACAUCAACGACCCAUAGCUGAACUUGCUCCCAAGUGCCAUCCAUUGGGGAGCUUUGAGCAAAUGGAAGCAGUCAGCAUUGCCUCAAACCCUACUGAACUCUUCAAUGCAAUUUUGGUUGACACACCAUUAGCUGCUUUUUUUCAAGACUGCCUGUCUGAAAAUGACCUGGAUGAAAUGAACAUUGAAAUAAUGCGCAACAAACUGUACAAGUCUUACCUCGAGGCAUUUUAUAAGUUUUGUGAAAAACAAGGUGGUACUACAGCAGAAAUAAUGAGACCUAUUCUUGAGUUUGAGGCAGACAGACGGGCUUUUAUCAUCACCAUUAAUUCAUUUGGCACUGAGCUGAGUAAAGAUGACCGAGAGAAGCUGUAUCCAACCUGUGGAAAACUUUAUCCAGAAGGCUUACACCUGUUGGCCAAUGCAGAUGACUACGAGCAAGUGAAGCGUGUUGCAGAAUAUUAUGCAGAUUACAAGGCUGUGUUUGAAGGUGUAGGGAGUGGCACUGGAGAAAAGACACUGGAAGACGCAUUUUUUGAACAUGAGGUAAAGCUGAAUGUGCUUGCAUUCAACAACCAGUUUCAUUUUGGAGUAUUUUAUGCCUAUGUGAAGUUAAAGGAACAAGAAUGCAGGAAUAUUGUAUGGAUUGCUGAAUGCAUUUCUCAGAGACACAGAACCAAAAUUAACAACUACAUUCCAAUUUUCUAAAUCUGAGAAUCUAUGAUGCUUGAAAAGAUACAUAGAAAAGAAGAAAAAUCUUAUUUCAAAAAUUAACUCUUAUCAGACGUGUUAAAUUUUAUUAAUGAGCCUCCUUAUAUACAUCACCAUAGGAAAAAAGUAAUGCAAUUAGAGAUACAAGUACUUCUUAAGGAAAUACUAAUGGGUUUAUUCACAAAUUUGCUGGUAGAUUUGUUCCCCACUGUGCCUAUUUUAAUUUAAUUGAUCAAUAAAAAGCUCCUGUAAUGUCUUA
This is a messenger RNA of Taeniopygia guttata (zebra finch), 1596 nucleotides long. RefSeq names its product ATPase H+ transporting V0 subunit d2 (gene ATP6V0D2). Gene Ontology annotation, cellular component: proton-transporting V-type ATPase, V0 domain. Lineage: Eukaryota; Metazoa; Chordata; Aves; Passeriformes; Estrildidae. Gene Ontology annotation, molecular function: proton-transporting ATPase activity, rotational mechanism. The record is from RefSeq and is a predicted model, not a curated record. Gene Ontology annotation, biological process: proton transmembrane transport.